Messenger RNA from Strigops habroptila (Kakapo), 663 nucleotides. It is a transcript of the gene SRA1, whose product is annotated as steroid receptor RNA activator 1. The record is from RefSeq and is a predicted model, not a curated record. Gene Ontology annotation, cellular component: nucleus. Lineage: Eukaryota; Metazoa; Chordata; Aves; Psittaciformes; Psittacidae. Gene Ontology annotation, biological process: regulation of transcription by RNA polymerase II. The coding region runs from base 1 to 663 and encodes 220 amino acids. The transcript is spliced from 2 exons.
AUGGGGGUGACAAGUGCACAGGUCCUGGCUUCCGGCCGGGCUGCUGGAGCUCCACCAGUGCCUCUUCCUGCAGGGGCUCCUCCAGACCCGGCCAGUGCCCCCGCGGCCUCUGCAGCAGCAUCACCCCCUCGAGUGCUGGGCCCGCCCCCCCUGGGCCCCAUCAGCCCCCCCCGGGCAGAGGGCAGGAAGCCGAGUGCAGCAGCAGGCCCCGAGGAGUGCAGUGUGCCCGCAGACACCGUGCUGGCCCCGCUGAGGGAGGCCCUGGCCGCCUGCCGCCCCACCGUGCAGGUGAGACCCGCUCCCACUGCCUCUGCCCCAUGCUGCACGGGGGGCACAGCCUCACCCCCAGCUCAUCUCUGCCUCCAGAAACAAGUGUGCGACGACAUCGGGCGGCGCCUGACGGUGCUGGGGGACGCCUGGGCUCAGGGGAAGCUGUCGGUCCCGGUGAGGAAGAGGAUGAGCCUCCUGGUGCAAGAGCUCCAGCAGCAGCACUGGGAUGCGGCCGACGAGAUCCACCGCUCGCUCAUGGUGGACCAUGUGAAUGAGGUGAGCCAGUGGCUGGUGGGGGUGAAGCGCCUGAUCGCCGAGAGCAGGAGCCUGCCUGCAGCGGACAGUGACGCAGACGGUGGUGCUGAGGCUGAGCCUGACCAGGAGGAGCCCUGA